UUUAGAUGCAUCGUCACUUUUAAAUAAAACCGUUCGUAAUAAAAAUAGACGAUCCAUCGGUUAUACUAAAUUAUCGAUAAAAGAUGGAUAUGCCGAUAGAAAGAAUUCGAAAUUGUUUGAGGAUAACGGUCGUGAUAUUGUUGGCUUUCGCGCUGAUUUUCACUUUCCUUUGUCCAAUUCUGGCAUCUUUGAAGAGGUCGGAAGUCCAUACACCGUAAAUGAAGCCAUGGAAUAUAG
Molecule: messenger RNA, 237 nt
Organism: Acaulospora colombiana
Lineage: Eukaryota; Fungi; Glomeromycota; Glomeromycetes; Diversisporales; Acaulosporaceae
Source: the annotation of a GenBank genome assembly